Messenger RNA from Salvelinus namaycush (lake trout), 4248 nucleotides. Its product is annotated as inter-alpha-trypsin inhibitor heavy chain H5-like. Gene Ontology annotation, molecular function: serine-type endopeptidase inhibitor activity. Lineage: Eukaryota; Metazoa; Chordata; Actinopteri; Salmoniformes; Salmonidae. The transcript has 15 exons. The record is from RefSeq and is a predicted model, not a curated record. The coding region runs from base 1 to 3558 and encodes 1185 amino acids. Gene Ontology annotation, biological process: hyaluronan metabolic process.
AUGGGUAGUUCAGCACUGCAGUUUGUCAUCCUCGAAAACUCUCCUUGGGAGACCAAACCGCAUAUCCAGGAGCUGUCGGUGAAGACCACCAUUAUCUCCCGAUACGCCUUCACGGCGGUGUCGUGCACCAUGCUCAACCGGCACUCCGCCGCCGCCGAGGGCGUCUUCCAGUUCCUGAUUCCCAAGAACGCCUAUGUCUCGAACUUUACCAUGAUCAUUGGGGGGCGUGUCUACCCCAGUGAGAUCAGGCCCAAGGAGAAGAAGGUCAAACAGGGGAAGGGGGGUGAGGCCAAACCCAAAAACAAGGAGAAAGGUGAACAGAGUGUUGAGUCCCGUACUGAGUCUCGUGUUGAGUCCAGUGUUGAGUCCCGUGCUGAGUCUCGUGCUGAGUCCAGUGCUGAGCCCCGUGCUGAGUCCAGUGCUGAGUCACGUGCUGAGUCCCGUGUUGAGUCCAGUGCUGAGUCCCGUGCUGAGUCCCGUGCUGAGUCCCGUGUUGAGUCCAGUGCUGAGUCCCAUGCUGAGUCCCGUGCUGAGUCCCGUGCUGAGUCUCGUGCUGAGUCCCGUGCUGAGUCCCGUGCUGAGUCCCGUGCUGAGUCCAGUGCUGAGUCCCGUGCUGAGUCCCGUGCUGAGUCCCGUGCUGAGCCCAGUGCUGAGUCCAGUGCUGAGUCCCGUGCUGAGUCCCGUGUUGAGUCCAGUGCUGAGUCCAGUGCUGAGUCCCGUGCUGAGUCCCGUGUUGAGUCCCGUGUUGAGUCCCGUGCUGAGUCCCGUGCUGAGUCCCGUGCUGAGUCCCGUGCUGAGUCCCGUGCUGAGUCCCGUGUUGAGUCCCGUGCUGAGUCCAGUGCUGAGCCCAGUGCUGAGUCCCGUGCUGAGUCCCGUGCUGAGUCCCGUGCUGAGUCUCGUGCUGAGUCCCGUGUUGAGUCCCGUGCUGAGUCCAGUGCUGAGUCCCGUGCUGAGUCCAGUGCUGAGUCCCGUGCUGAGUCCAGUGCUGAGUCCCAUGAGGAGAGCUCCUGUCAUAGCGAACCAGAGGUGGAGGUGUUCAGGAUGGGGGCCAGUAUCCCAGGUCGUAACCGGGCCAUGUUUAUGCUGACCUAUGAGGAGCUGCUCCAGCGGAGGCUGGGGAGGUAUGAGCAUGUUACCAGCCUGAGACCCCUGCAGCUGGUCAGCCGUCUCAGUGUGGACGUCACCAUUGUGGAUCACUCCACCAUCACCCACCUGGAGGUGCUGCCACUGCGCAACGGCAAGAGCAACACGAAUGGGAGAAACUCCCUAAAUACAGGUCCUGCUCUUCCCGUUUCCACGGUGAUCAAACAAAAUAAGACGUUCUGUAGGAUCACCUUCAGCCCCAACAUCGUUCAGCAGGCUAAGAUCACCACCAGCGGCAUGCUGGGAGAGUUUGUGGUGCACUAUGACGUGGAGAGAGAGCUGGGGAUAGGAGACAUACAGGUUCUGAACGGCCAUUUUGUGCACUACUUCGCCCCAAAGGAUCUGCCGGUGGUGCCCAAGAACGUGGUGUUCGUGAUCGACACCAGCGCCUCUAUGCUGGGGACCAAGAUCAGACAGACUAAGGAUGCCCUGUUCACUAUCCUGAGGGACCUGCGUCCAGGUGACCAGUUUAACUUUGUCAGCUUCUCCAACCGUAUCAAGGUGUGGCAGCCCAACCGCCUGGUCCCCGUCACGCCUCUCAACAUCCGAGACGCCAAGAAGUUCAUCUACAUGCUCCAACCCACUGGAGGCACCGACAUCAACGGUGGCAUACAGACGGGCUCCUCAUUGCUAAGUGGCUACCUGAACGCCGAUCCGGACGCCAACCACAACAGUGUGUCUCUCAUCAUCUUCCUGACAGACGGGCGGCCCACGGUGGGUGAGCUGCAGUCUCCCAGCAUCCUCAGCAACGCACGGACGGCGGUAAAGGAGCAGUUCUGCGUGUUCACCAUCGGGAUGGGGAACGAUGUGGACUACAGGCUUCUGGAACGCAUGGCCCUGGAAAACUGUGGGAUGAUGAGGAGGAUACAUGAGGAUUCAGACGCCAGCACCAUGCUCAAAGGGUUUUAUGAUGAGAUAGGCACUCCACUGCUCUCUGAUAUCAGGGUGAAUUACACAGAGGACUCGGUCCAGUACGUCACCCAGCACCUCUUCACCAACUAUUUCAACGGCUCAGAGAUUGUAAUCGCCGGCAAAUUGACCAAUCAAAGUGCAGACUCCCUGCACGUCCAGGUCACCGCCAGCAACAGCGACAAGAGCAUCGUCCUGGAGACAGACUUGGCGUUACGGCAAAGGGAGGUGGAGACGGAGAGGCACGUGAAGGAGGCGGCGGCCGGGGUGGGGUCAGGAGUCACAGGGGCGGGCACGACAGGGUCAGUGGCGGAUGAUUUCGUGGAGCGCGUAUGGGGUUUCCUGAGUGUGAAGGAGGGGCUGAGGUCCAGGCUGACGAGCCAGACCAGCAGGGAGAGAGAGGGACAUACCCAGCAGGCAACUGACCUCUCCCUGACCUAUCACUUCCUCACGCCCCUCACCUCCCUGGUGGUGGAAAAACCUCAGGUGCUGGCCGACGGAACCAUGGCCGAGGACACACCCACCCCCACCCCUGUAACCACAGAGACAAAUAAGAAGGCUGCUUCAGCCAAUGAGCUGUCGGAUGAGACGGAAGGGGAGGAAGACACGGCCCAGAGCCUGCACUUGAAGAAAGACCAGCCGGGCGGACAGAGUUCCAGAAUUACCAAGACAACGGGUAAAGUUGUGAAGAUGCCAGUCCAAAAAUCUAUAACCAUCUCCAAAACAUCAGCGGACGGCGAUCCCCACUUUGUGGUGGAGUUCCCCCUCAGUAAACUGACUGUGUGUUUCAACAUCAACGGAGAGCCAGGACACAUUCUCAGAAUGGUAUCUGACCACAAGCACUCUGGUGUGACAGUAAACGGUAAGCUGAUAGGUGCCCCGGCGCCAGCGGGCAGCCACAAACAGCAGAGGACAUACUUCAGCACUAUUACCAUCGUGGUGAACCAACCCAAACGUUCCUACAUCGAGGUCACCCCCAAGAAGGUCAUCCUGGACGGACAGGACCGCCUGGUACUGUCCUGCGACACCACAGUCUCCGUGGAGAGUGGCGGGCUUGCGGUGACGAUAGUGGGGAAGUCCAACGUGACCGUAACCAUUGGAGGAACCAUUAGUUUCGUCAUACUGGUGCAUCAGUACAAGAACCCUGCUCCCUAUCAGAGAAACCACCUGGGAUUUUAUAUCUCCAACAGCAAAGGGCUGUCACAUGACUGUCAUGGACUACUGGGUCAGUUCCUGUAUGAGGAAGUGGGACUCGCAGAGCUUUCUGGCAAUGCUACAGCAACAGGAGACCACAGCACGUCUUCACCGUCACCCAUCCUGAAGGUCAAAGGGCGUUCAGUGCCGGUGGUCCAGAAGACCCGGCGUAUCUACAGCGGACGUCAGAGCGUGGACUGCUGGUUCGCCAGGAACAACGCAGCCAAGCUGAUCGACGGACACUAUGAGGACUAUGUGGUGUCACACCUGUUCGACACGGGCGAUUGGCCCCACUUAAGUAACGGAGCCUGAGACAGGAGCCAAUAAGGAGCCAGCAAUGUACAUGUCCCGCCCACACUGGAACAAUAACCCAGGUACAGCUAUAGUAGCCAACAGGCUCUUUUCAUACCCUCUGACACUAAACUUCUAAAUCAGCUUUCUUUUUGCCCCACAUACUCACACUCCAAACACUACUCUACUACCCAUAGAGUUAGAUAGAGGACUCAUCUUUGUAACUGUGCCAUAUAGCGUCUGUGACAUCAUGGGCAGUGUCAUUGAGGUUAUCUCCAUUUUAAAGUAGUCAAUUUUCUUCUUCACAAUUGGCUGAUCCCUCCUGCUGACCUAGUAAGACAUGACUCCAACUGGGUCACCAGGAGAGAUCAGCCAAUAAAGUUGGAAGUCCCACCCAGUUGACUACAUUAAAAUGGUUGAAGCCCUCAAUAGCACAGCCCAUGCUAAUACGGCCUUUUGGCCACUAGAGGCCUCUAUCAUUCUCUAUGCUACUACCCCAGCCACCCAUCCCCCUCCAACCAUGUCUUUCAACCCACUUCGUGUUGCCUACUUCCUGUUCUUCUUCAGUUUUUUCCUCAGGUGCACCUGCUCUGAAUAACCAACCAUCAAUAUUCUUCAAUAUAUUUUUUUACUAUUUUUAAUAUAAAUGUAAUAAGGACAUUGCUUGACUUGCAUCAUUUUAUACUGAUAUUUUGUACUUGUAAAUAUAAC